Messenger RNA from Anneissia japonica, 4632 nucleotides. RefSeq names its product ubiquitin carboxyl-terminal hydrolase 48-like. The coding region runs from base 160 to 3306 and encodes 1048 amino acids. Gene Ontology annotation, cellular component: nucleus; cytosol. Gene Ontology annotation, biological process: protein deubiquitination. Lineage: Eukaryota; Metazoa; Echinodermata; Crinoidea; Comatulida; Comatulidae. The transcript is spliced from 27 exons. The record is from RefSeq and is a predicted model, not a curated record. Gene Ontology annotation, molecular function: cysteine-type deubiquitinase activity; cysteine-type endopeptidase activity; protein binding.
UGUUGUCAUUAGACGUGACCGCGGGAAGCAGAAACAUUAAAUAAAUUUGAAUAAAUGUCAACUAGUAGUAUUUCCUUCGAAAUGUCGCACAGAACGCUGCUAUCCUGCUAAUUAUUGUUAUAAAUGAUAUCAAUAAUUUGAACGGCUAAUAUUAGGCAGAUGCCAUCGAAGCAGCAGUUUGAGAAAGCCGCUUGGCAGUGGGCAGAAACGACUGAGCCAGCGCAAGUGAAUGAAACACACCUCAAUCUUGCCUAUCGUAUCAAUGAGAAGGCUUGUUCUAAAAAUGCUUGCAGGAGAAACUGCAGAGGAAACCCAAAUUGUUUGACUGGACUUGGUGAAAAGGAUUGGUUAGGGACCAUUGAUGAUGAAUACUGGCUAGAGAUUGAAGAUCCAAAUGAGGAGAAACGGCCUGAGGGGUCGUUUGUUGGUCUCAAAAACCUUGGUGCAACUUGUUAUGUAAACACAUUCUUACAGGUUUGGUUUCAUAAUGAGGAUUUUCGAAGAGCUUUGUAUCAAUGGACACCUGUUAAAGGUAAUAGCAAUGGAACCCUUACAGAAGGCAGUGUGUCAGAGGCAACUGAAUCGGCCCCAUCUACAGUUUCAGGUCACUUGCAACUUAUCUUUGCUCUUUUACAAUAUAGCAGAAGGAGGUAUAUUGACCCAUCAGACUUUAUAAACUGCUUAGGUCUUGAUACGGCACUGCAGCAGGAUGCACAAGAGUUUUGCAAGCUUUUGUUGUCACUGUUGGAGGAUACUCUGUCACGGGAUCCAAACCCACUGGUGCAACGAAUCAUUCAGGACCAAUUCUGUGGACAGUAUGCAUAUACAACAAGGUGCAAUAAUUGUUUGACAAGUUCAAGCAGGCCAUCAAGAUUUUAUGAACUUGACCUCAACAUUAAAGGUCACAAGGAUUUGAAUGAAUGUCUUGAAGAAUUUCUGCAGGAAGAACGACUGGAAGGUGCAAACCAAUAUUUCUGUAGUACUUGCAACUCAAAACAGAAUGCAGCUCGUAAGAUACAGUUGCAGGAUCUUCCACCUGUCCUCAACUUGCAGCUGCUGCGAUUUGUAUUUGAUCGGCAAACUGGCAUGAAAAAGAAGCUCAACACUUAUAUUCAGUUCCCAGAAUUCUUAAAUCUCUCAGAAUAUUUUACAAAUAAAGAUGUUGCUGUUGAGUACGAGUUGAAGGCAGUUCUUAUUCACCGUGGACCGUCUGCCUACUCCGGACACUUUAUCGCUCAUAUACGGGAUGAAAAAAGUGGAUCAUGGUUUAAAUACAAUGAUGAACAGAUAGAAAAAAUUGAGGGAAAGAAACUGAAGCUAGGAGCAGAGGAAGACCUGCAAGGUGCUGGUACAAGUCAGCCAAAGAGACCACGUCUGACCAAAGGUAGCCAUGCCUCAAGGAAUGCUUACAUGUUGGUCUACAAGAGGAAGGAACCGGAAAAUAGAGAUGGUAACCAUAGCAAUGAGUAUACAGAGAGCACUUCUAAUGUGGAACCUGAGAUUCCUGAGCACCUACAGGAGAUGGUUCUGUUGGAUAAUCAGAAGUUUGAUGAAUGGAUCUUAGAAAUGAAGAAGAUGCGAAAUGCUAGUGUUGAAACUGGUAAAGCAAGGCACAAUGAAAUCCAACAUAUAUAUAAACUACUGCCAGUGAGUAACGAGGCAGAGUUUGAGUGGCUGAAUGGAGACUGGAUUAAAGCUUGGCUUGGUGAUCAGGACACCUUCAACUCCAAACCAGACAAUUCGGUCAUGAUGUGUUGCCAUGGAAACUUAAGCCCGGAGAAGAUGAACAUUGCAAAGCGGAUAGAUAUAAAGGCGGCCGACCUGAUAUAUUCCAAAUUUGGGGGAGGACCUAGACUGUGUGGUGAUCACUUGUGUAUGCCCUGUGUCAAACAGAGGUGUAGUAAAAUCAGAUUGGAGGCUAAACUUAAGGAUGACAGUAAGAUAAUCUCUGAGCUGACCAAAGUUAAAAUUGAUGGAGCUGAAGGUUAUUGGGUUGGAAAGGCAUCACUAAGGGCUUGGAGAAGGCUUGCAAUGCACAAAAAUAACUUAGAGAGUAUGGGUGAAGACACUUGCCAAAACUCUGUUUCAGAAAUUGAUAAAGAACCAUCAGACGAUACUCAUACUCUCAGAGAAAAUAAAGGAAGCACUGGAGAAGAUGAAGAUGAAGAAGAUGAAAGAGAGAGGAAAGAAUUCAACAGUGAAAUUGUUUGUGCUCAUGGUAAUCUUAGCACAGAUGCAAGUCUACGAAGGCUGAUUCCAGUCGCAGCUUGGACUGUGUUGAAAAAACAUUUCCCUGAUGCUCCAGAGUUUUACUAUGAUGAACAAAUGUGUCGCAUAUGUAUGGAAAUUGACCAAGAAGAUGAGCAAGUGAGUAGCCUCAACAAAAUGUUGGCUGCAGAUCAGAAGGCUGCCCUCUUGCAAUUGUACUUGGAUAAGAACCGUCCCCAAUGGGAUAAAGAGGACGUACGGGAGGUGGUUUUCAUAAGCAAGUUGUUUGUGGAGGAAUGGCGUAACUUUGUGAAGCAGCCAUUGCGUCAUGAGAGACCCAGUAUCAUUGAUAACUCCAUCUUCCUCUGCCCGCAUAGUCUUCUACUCGUCAAGCCCGAUAUUCAAGACGAGAAUAUUGAAGAAAUUUUGUGCUUACUAUGGCCGUGGGAGUGGACUGUUCUUGUAAAUAGCUACCCUGUCAACACAAUAAUCUGCAUGACUAAAAUAAAAGAUAAAGAGACACUUAUGGACACUGUGCAAUCUGACCCUGACUUUUGCUCUGAGUGCAUUGCUGCGAGAGAUAGACAGGAAGCAGAGGAGAAGAAGCACUACGUCGGAGCCAAGAUCUACCUACGCAAGGUCACAGAUGUUGUUGACAAGGCAGCUUUCCUUGACAAGCUCAUCCCAGGGGAAGAAAAUAAUUCUGAUCCUGAUUUCUCACAGCUUUCAAAUGAAUCUAGAAAAAGAAAAUUAUAUGACAGUACUUCUAAUGGAAGGAGAAGUUCGAGGCACCGGAGAGUCAGAGGUGAGAAAGAGGUCGUAGUGUCAUCCACCAAUACACUGAAAGAAUUAAAAGUUAAGGUGAUGCAUGCAUUUUCAGUAGCUCCAUUUGAUCAGACCUUAAUGCUGGAUGGAGUUUGUCUCACCAACCACAAGAAUGACACCAAAUUAGCAGACCUAGGGAUUUACCCACAGUGCAUUAUUUCUGUUAAAGUUGAUUCCCCUUGUGAUGAAGCAAGCUUUCUUGAAGAGGUCUAUGAAGCUUCAAGUAAACCUGAAGCAGGCUUUACAGGUACCGGCCUUCUGGGAAGCUCAUGAUACUGUCGUAUUGAGAUUUUUAAAUUUUUAUAUUUACUGUGGCUACACAUGAUGGAUGGUUGUUGCUUAACUUUCUUGUCAAGUUCUUCUGUGGAAACGGUGUAUAACUGUUAAAUGUGUGUUGACAAUAAAACCGACAAAAUUGCUAGUUAAUACUUUCAUAAUUAAGUCAUUAGGUCUGGAGCUGUCAGUUCAAAUUUAAGUGUAUUAUGUUUAUAAUAUAAAACUAUUUAUCAUAUAAUAUAUGACCAAAUACAAUGUUAUUUCUUUGAGACUGUUUGCAUGGCAGAUUUUGUAACUGUUUACUAUGUGUUUGAUGUUGUAUAAACUUUGCAAUCUGUGCAUGCUCACAACAGUUUAAAAGCCUAGUUUUUUCAGUUGUGAAAUACCACACCUCCAAUUGAUUCUAAUGGAUUUAAGAAAUCUAUAACCCACGAAGUUAUAUACCUUUCCAAAGCUAAUUUAAUAAUAAUAGAGUACUGUAAUUAUAUACUGUAGUUCAUUAUUCUGGGUCCAAAUGUCAUGUUUCAUCAAAUUCAAACAGAAUGGGAAGGUACAUUUGUGAUAGUUUGUGAUAUUAUAAGCAACUGUAUUUCCCCUUCAUAAAAUUUGAGGCGAAAACUUAAAUAUCAAAGGUUAUAUUCAGACUUGACAUAAAGCAUAAAUUUUGCCUCCAGGUUAAUUGCUUUGAAAUCCAGGCUUGUGUCUUAGCCAUCUUUACAUUGGCAUUAUUCAAAGUUGUCUUGGCAAUGAAAUAUUAUCCAGACCACUUUACUACUAUGUAAGACAUUUUGACCUAAGGUUACAGCAAGACACAUGCAAAUACCUUGCAAACACCUUGGAAAGAGUGAGUUAAUUUUGGCAUCUUGCCUGGGUUAACUUGCCUGCAUUAGGGUAAGUAUAUGAAUAUUACAAGGCUUCUUGACAUAUGCCUGGCUUAUAUCUUAACUCUAAAUGUAACCUAUGAUUAAGAUGUUACCCUGAAAACUAGCCACUGCAUGUAAGCCUAAUAUUAUUUUUUGUUCGUCCAAGUGUUUACUUGAAAAUAAUUUUACAUUAAUUGGAAAUUCAGAGGAGGGUGAUUUGUUGCUCUUAGGCAUUGCGCAAUAUGGAUAUGUUACUACCAUCACUACUACGGUGAAGGGAAAGUGUGUUUUAUCAAUUUGAAAGGUUAAUACCAUUACUGUACAUGCAUUGAUCAAAUGAACAGAUCGUAAACAAUUGUUCAAUACAUUAUAUUGUUGCAAGUGUUACCAGAUUGUGCUGUUUCAGCAAAUAUCUUUAUUGUCAUUUGAAAAUAAAGAAUAAUGCCAAUCUGUCACCUAA